AGCCGCUACCGCCACCGCCACCACCACCACCACCGUCGCCAUGCUGCGCCGCGGCUCGCGCCGACUGCUACGGCUCAAGUACCACGUGUCACCCGCGGCGCUGCCCUUAGACAUCGACGACACCGUUUCCUGCUUCUGCAGGAAGGCGCGGCGCAAGGAGCGCGAGGGCGAGCCGGCCGGCGAUCCCAAGCUGUACCUGCAGGAGGCGCUGCUAGAGCGCAAGCUGCCCGAGCUGGACAUGCGCCAGCUGGUGGAGCUACCGCGUGGCCUCGACUACAACGAGUGGCUCGCCUCCCACACGCUGGCGCUGUUCGAGCACGUGAACCUGCUGUACGGCACGGUGUCGGAGUUCUGCACGGCGGCGACGUGUCCCGACAUGACGGGCCCCGGCGCGCGCGCCUACGCGUGGUACGACGAGCGCGGCAAGAAGACGCGCGUCGCCGCGCCGCAGUACGUCGACUACGUCAUGACCUACACACAGAAGACCGUCACCGACGAGACCGUCUUCCCCACAAAGUACGUUCGUGUGGGCGCAGCGAACGAGUUCCCGGCGCAGUUCGAGGGCGUGGUGCGGCGCGUAGUGCGCCUGCUGUUCCACGUGGUGGCGCACCUGUACGCGGCGCACUUCCGCGAGCUGGCGCUGCUGCGGCUGCACGCGCAUCUGCACCUCACCUUCGCGCACCUCACCGCGCUCGACCGCCGCUUCGCGCUGCUCGACCACAAGGAGACCGAGGUGCUGCGCGACCUGGAGGUGGCGUUGCGCUUGAUCACGUUAGGGCUGUCACGCAUUCGCCGCAGUAGAGGCGCAGCGCUUCCGCAUGAUGGCAUCGAACCCGUCAGUACGAGAGUCCGCGAACAUGCCGAAGGCGCUGCAGUAACGCGGCAGCCCCAACAACAUCCUGAACGCGUUGUUGUAAUGCACACGUAG
Papilio xuthus (Asian swallowtail) is the source of this 928-nucleotide messenger RNA. RefSeq names its product MOB kinase activator 2. The record is from RefSeq and is a predicted model, not a curated record. Bases 41 to 928 code for a protein of 295 amino acids. Lineage: Eukaryota; Metazoa; Arthropoda; Insecta; Lepidoptera; Papilionidae. The transcript has 6 exons.